ACAGUGACAUGGACUUAUGUAGGUUAUCAGACGCACUGGAGCCCCCUUGAGCAUUUCUGAAAUUAAUGUCAGAAUGACGAAUAUGAUGAAGGGCUGCGAUGAAUAUUUCAUGUAUGACCCAUAUGAGGGAAAGAGAGAGGGAGCGAGCAGGAGAGAUGCUGAGAGACGCUGUGCUGGGUUCGGCGGAUACUGAGCUGGUGGUGAUGAUGCGGGGAGGCUGACAGACAGACGGAGGGAGGGUCUAUUCCACGCGUGGAUUAUUAUUGCUCUGCGUCGCUCUCUAUCCAGAAGGGAAGCACCCGAGGAAAAUCGGAAGAAACCGAAGCCCAGACCCGAAAAGAGCUGACUCCAAAAGCCAAAGUGAGAAACCACAGCGAUCGGACAGGGUGAUGACGGUGCCCUCGGCCCAUGAGUUCCAUUGGCAGAGCCUGGCAUGUCUUUCCAGUGCCCGCGUGUAUCACUCAUUGGCUGAUGUCGGGGGGCAGCUUUACAUGGUGGGGGGUUGCGAUGCCUCUGGUCGACCCACCAGCGCUCUUGAGCUCUACUCGCCCGAGUUGGACCGCUGGCUCAGUCUUCCUUCGAUGCCCACGCCAAGAGCAGGGGCUGCAGUGGCUGUUUUGGGUAAGCAGCUGUUGGUGGUCGGUGGGAUGGGGAAGGACCAGCGCCCCCUGAAGGCCGUGGAGGCGUACAACACAGAAGAAGGCAAAUGGAGGAAGAGGUGCUCACUCAGAGAGGCGUCCAUGGGGCUUUCUGUCACUGUUAAAGACGGCAGAGCUCUUGCUGUUGGGGGAAUGGCAGCAGACCUCCUGCCUAGAAGUGUUCUCCAGCAGUACGACCUUCGCAAGGACGUAUGGGCGCUCCUUCCGCCCAUGCCCACCCCGCGCUACGAUACCAGUGUCUGCCUACUGGGCUCCAAGAUCUACGUGGCAGGUGGACGUCAGUGUAAGCGUUUGGUGAAGGCGUUUGAAGUCUUUGACAUGGAAAACCGCACUUGGUCCUCCCUACCCAGUCUGCUCUGCAAGAGAUCUUAUUCUGGAGUCAUAUGGGACAGCGCUGGGCGUCUCUGCUGGUUAGGAGGGCUCAGACAAGGAGGAAUACACCAAAGUUCAAAGUUCACCAAGAAUGUUAACAUCUUUGACACCAACCAAGGAAUUUGGUUGAAAUCAGAGGACACCGUACCCUUGAAGACCAAGCGAGCAGACUUUUCCGCAGCCAUAGUGCGAGGCAGAAUGAUCGUGGCGGGAGGUCUAGGCCAUCAGCCAUCAGUGCUGGACACCGUUGAAGCCUUCCAUCCUGAAAAAAGAAAAUGGGAAAGGCUGUCGCCCAUGUCGACGCCGCGUUGCUCUGCUUCAAGCAUCGUGAUCCGUGAUCGCCUACUGGUGGUAGGAGGCGUCAAUCAAGUCCCAAGCUCCGCCCACGAGAUUCUAUAUGUAAAAGAGGAGGAGAUUCUUUAACCGCAGAACCUUUACACUUCAGAAAAAGUUGCCUUCAAUGAUUAAGUAAAACACAAAUUUUCACACUAAAGGCACGGUCACAUUUACCAAUGCUUGGCGAAAUUUCAUGGGCGAAAUCCAGUCAUUGCAAUUUCGCUUAUUUGCGUUAGUCAAGCGAAUUUGCCAUGCUGACCAACAGUGCUUCAUACAUCUCUACGCUAUUGAAAAUUUAUGUUUUGUUAAUGUGACCACACCUUAAAGGUAUAGUUCACCCAAAACUAAACACAAAAGAAGAUAUUUUGAAAAAUGUCAGUAACCAAACAGUUGAUGGACCCCAUUGACUUCCAUAGUAUAGAAAAAAAAUAUUAUAGAAGUUAAUGGGGUCCCAUCAACUGUUUGGUUACCGACAUUGUUCAAAAUAUCUUCUUUUGUACAGGUUUGGAACAGUUUUCAUUUUUGGGUAAACUAUACCUUUAAGUCCUGAAAUAUACUCUAUGCCAGUGUUUCCCAACCCUGUUCCUGGAGGCACACCAACAGUGCACAUUUUUGAACUCUUCCUAUUCCAACACAACUGAUUCAACUCAUUAGCUCAUUAGUAGAGACUCCAAGGCUGCAUUUAAGUCCAAGGCUGCUUCUGAAAUCGCAUACUAUAUAGGUAUAGGUACUUAUUUUGAGGAAGUAAUUACUUCACAACCACAAAAAAGUAGGUUCUAUAUAGUACGAUGAGUAUGUGUAGUAUGAAUAUAAUCCGGACAUACUACAUUCGCCAUGUUGUCAUUAUCAUGUGACCUACCAGCAUCAGUUGCGUUGCUUCACUGCCAUUCACAAAUCCUCCCCCGUGGCCUCAUGGGAUAGUAAAGUGUCCAUCGUAUGCACACUUCAAACUCUCGCCGGAAGUAUUAGGUACUUUUUGCUUACUCUUUUAUGAGUACUGUGAAUUCAGACAUACUUCUUUUGUCACAUACUGUUUUUCACCUACUAUAUAUUUACGCCCUUCCCUCUAUAACUUCCCUCCGUCUCAUUCACUCGGAUGUACAUCAUUGCUUACUUUGCAUGAGUGCCCACUGCUGGCAGAACCCUUGCAAUGUGUUUAAAUGGAACGCCCAAAGCAGGGUUGCCAGGUUUUCACAACAAAAAAUAGGAUCCCCUAGUAAAAAUCGUGUUCCGGGGGGUAAAAUCCACGUUUUUGGUGGGGAUCCCCUGGUAAAAUUCGUAUUUCAGGGGCUAAAUAUCAUGUUAUUUGGGGUCACUUCAACCCACGGACAAUUCUGUGGGAAAACCACAGACUUGGCAACACUGGCCCUAAGCCCACUUAAGCUGAUUUAUUAUUUACAGUUUUUUCCUUAUGAAUUUGUUUUACACACCAUUCUAUAGGCCUGUAUGUAUACUUGGGCUGUUGGAGAAAAUAUAAAAAAAUUACACAAACAAAAAUUAUGAUACAAUGAAUAAACUAUAACAGUCAGCUUAAGGUAGCUACAGGUAUUAUGCAGUUAAAUGUCAAAAUAACUUCGAUAUCAUACACUAGAGUUGUGUGGGGUGGGAGUAAAUUAAGCUCGACCUGCUGUGACGUCACAAUCAUGUUGCAUUGUGGUCGAUGGAUCUGUCUGAAGUGUACAUAUUGAGUAGAAUCACUCUCUUGGUCAAAAUCAAGGGGUCAAGGGUCUGUCCAAAUACACUUCACCCACUUGACGAAAUUGAACACACUUCAAAAUGGUGGGGAGGGGAAGUGCUUAGGGAAGUUUGUGUAUGUCUAAAAGUGGAGUUAAACGCAUCCCAAGACCAGAAAUAGAUGGGUCAGAUAAUGGAGACAUCCAAAAUGUGUACUAUUGGUGUGUCUCCAAGAAACAAGGUUGGGAAACACUGCUCUACGCAAAUACGCGAAUGUAAAAUAUUGGCCAAUAGAAGAGGCCGUAGAGCAGGGGUUCUUAACUCUGGCCCUCGAGGUCCACUUUCCUGGAGAGUUUAGCUCCAACCUUGAUCAAACUCACCUGCUUAUAUCUUUCUAGAAUUCCUGAAGACCUUGAUUAGGUGUGUUUGAUUAGUUAAACAAUGCAGGAAAGUGGACUUUGAGGGCCAGAGUUGAGAACCCCUGUCAUAGAGUUUCCUUCAAACUUCUGUCUUAAACUACAUUCAGGUUGCUAGCUAUAAACAUGUCAAUGGUUUAAACGAAAAAAUACGUGGAAUUUUAGCACACCUAGCACAAGAUUCUAUUCAACGACUGUAGAAAAUAGAUGUUUACAUUGAUGCCUAUAGUGCCCCUUGUGGCAAUGCUGAGAAUGCUGACAUAUUUCCUAAUGCAAUGAUGCAUGAAAUCAAACUAGAGUUGGUGUUUACAGUACGUACUUAUGUAGAGUGUGUUUCAGGCUUAAUGUCAGCACAACAAGGUUCUUGGAUGCUAGACUGUUCAAAUGAAUAAGCUACACUAUCUGAUGAGGAAUAACUAAGCACAUUUUCGGGAACAACAUGUAUUUUAGUUCCACAAAGCUCGCUGUUAAUGCCAUUUUUACAAGAUGCACAGCAACGACAAUCUGCCUCCUAAAGCCAACAGCGCCAAACACCCACCGAACGAGCUAAGCCAACAACAUAUGCACAAACACAGCCACACACUCUUUAGAAACAGAAUAAAUAAGUGUUUGAAAUAGAAACAGAUUUAGCAGUCUCCCUAUAAUGGUGUCUUGAGAUAUUUUUAGGGUAUUUACAGGGUUGCUAAUUAAUCUACUGCUAAUUUUAGCAUGAUCGGCUAGUAAUACAGCAGAGGUCUUAUUAAUAAAGUGAAGUUUUAACUUUAGGAUAUUCAUUGUGCAUACCUCCCUGCAUUAAUUGUGUAGGAGGUGAUUUUGGUGGUUUGUAUGGUGAAUAUUGUUGGUUAUUUUUCACUCAUUCUGGUCAGUUUCAUCCUUGUCUAAAGUAAAUUGCACUGCUGUAGCACAUACAUGCAAUCCUUUUUCUAAAUGUUUACAGGGUCUUUAGCAAUUUAUAGUAGCGUCAAGUACUCUUUAAAAACCCCUGAAAUCAAAUUUUGGGAGUUUUGUGGCUUUUUAAAAAUGUAAAGACAAGCCUUUUGAAGUGUUCUAGCCCAAAUAACGUGCUUUCCAAUGGGAAAUGCAUCAAAACAGGAUAGAAAACUGCCCUCUACAAAGGAUUUCAUGGGGUUUUUAAUGCUACACUAAUAAGAUAUUGAGUGUGUUUACAUGCACAACAAUUCAGCUCAUUCUGAAAUCCCGGCAAAGCAAGAAACAUUUAUGUGAGAUUUGAAAUGUACAUGUGCACACACAAAAUAAACCGCCAGGAUUGUGUCUUAAACAGUUUAUGACCUUUGGCUGAUAAAAGAAAACAUUUACGUGUUUACACGACCUUACAUGCUGCUGGGUUAUUAAGCGUAAUCAGCGUAAGAUCGUGCAUGUAAACACACUCAUUGUCAGCACAGAGUUCAGAGAUGCAGUAUUUUGAAUCGAAAUAAAGUUGAAAAGCCUUUAGGGAAGUCAUCAUAGCUAUGGCCAACAUCAUUAAAUGAUGUUUACUUUUUUCUAUUAUAAUGUUUUCACUUGGCCAUUUGCUCUCAUUUUGUUAGGAUAAUGUGUCUUGGAUGCACAUUGCAAUAAAAUAAAGCACUGUAAUAACAUGGUUUUCUACAAUUGCUUGUACGUUUGUGGUUUUGCCAUUAAAUGAACUUUGUCUCCAGUC
Molecule: messenger RNA, 5117 nt
Organism: Ctenopharyngodon idella (grass carp)
Lineage: Eukaryota; Metazoa; Chordata; Actinopteri; Cypriniformes; Xenocyprididae
Gene: klhdc8a
Product: kelch domain containing 8A
Exons: 6
Coding region: 390-1454 (354 amino acids)
Molecular function (GO): protein binding
Source: RefSeq, a predicted model, not a curated record